This is a messenger RNA of Dermacentor silvarum, 1618 nucleotides long. It is a transcript of the gene PGS1, whose product is annotated as CDP-diacylglycerol--glycerol-3-phosphate 3-phosphatidyltransferase, mitochondrial-like. Gene Ontology annotation, molecular function: CDP-diacylglycerol-glycerol-3-phosphate 3-phosphatidyltransferase activity. The coding region runs from base 96 to 1523 and encodes 475 amino acids. The record is from RefSeq and is a predicted model, not a curated record. The transcript has 11 exons. Gene Ontology annotation, biological process: cardiolipin biosynthetic process. Gene Ontology annotation, cellular component: mitochondrion. NCBI's taxonomy places the organism in Eukaryota, Metazoa, Arthropoda, Arachnida, Ixodida, Ixodidae.
GACCUCUCACGCUUUUUUCGCGAACUACGGUGUCUUCUGCUGGUAGAAGCGUGCUCGCUCCGGCACUUCUCGUCCUGGACUGCAGCUAACCAUCGAUGGAGUCGUCGGGGACCAUGGAGGACUUCCACUGGCUAUGGAAGUUCGGCCCCGGUUUCACCAUUUCGGGCGACAGUGUCACCGUGCUGCACGAACCAAACCAGUUCUAUGAGCAUCUCAAGAAGCUGGCGGCGUCUGCGAGCAAACGUAUCGUAUUGGCCUCUCUCUACCUUGGCAAUGGGGAACUCGAGAAAGACCUGGUCUCGGAACUGCACGCGGCGGCCAGGCGCAACGUGGAGAUUCGCGUGCUCUUAGAUUACACCAGGGGAUCGAGAGGCGAGGUAAACUCGCGCACACUCUUGAUGCCCCUGCUGCAAGAGUUUGGUGGCCCCUCGAGCAGCAGUGGUGGCCUCGGCGAACCUGCAGAAUCCCUGAGCCAAGUUCAGGUGGCACUGUACCACAGUCCGCGGCUCCGCGGCCUCGUACGCUGGCUGCUACCGGCACGUUGGAACGAGACGCUUGGACUCAGUCACCUCAAGGUCUACCUGUUUGACGACACCCUCAUCCUCAGUGGGGCCAAUUUGAGCGACCAGUACUUCAGGAACCGGCAGGACCGCUACGUCGUCUUCCGCGACUGUCCACACCUUGCCGACUACUUUUCUCAUGUCGUGCAGACAGUGUCGUCGUUCUCUCUGCAGCUCCAAGGGGACGACUCUGUUUGCGUUCAUCCCAGCUUCAAAGUUCAUCCUUUCAAAGGUGACCAUCAAGAAUUUGUGUCGGCUGCAAACCAGCGGUUGUCCAAGUUAAUCAAGCCAAACAGGGAGACAGCUCCGGCACCAAGCCGAGGUGGCGCUUCGGCUGACACUUGGGUCUUUCCACUGCUCCAGAUGGCGCCACUAGGCAUCACUCAGGACCAAGAUGUUACCGAGCGAUUGCUAGCCCAUGCUCCAGCAAGAUCAACGUUACGGCUUGCAACGGGCUACUUCAACCUCACGGAGCGCUACUCUAACAUAAUUCUCAACAAUCAAAGUUCACGCUUCGACCUCCUCGUUGCUUCACCAAAGGUGAACGGCUUCUACGGUGCCGAGGGCAUCAGUGGCGUGAUCCCGACAGUGUACACGCAUUUACUGCGCCAGUUCUUCCUGCGAGUCGGGCCGUCUCACGGUCACGUUCAGGUUGGCGAGUACGAGCGGCCCCACUGGACUUUUCACGGCAAGGGCCUGUGGCUGUGGAGAGACGGCCAGCCAUGGCCAUGCCUCUCUUUCAUUGGCUCGCCAAACUUCGGUUUCCGGUCAGUCCACCAAGAUCUAGAAGCACAGGUUGCCAUUGUGACGACCAAUGAGAAACUUCAGAGGCAGCUGAACCACGAGCAACAAAGGCUGUACGACCUUGCAGCACCCGUAUCCCUCGCCACGUUUCAAAACCCAAGCCGUCACGUGCCUUUCUGGGUCCGGCUUCUUAUGCCACUGUUCCGGCCUCUCUUCUGAGCAUGUGCAUCACACAUAAGAAUCAGACACCACAACUGCAUCAUGUCUAUAGGUCAAUAAACUAAUUGAAUGAAAUAAACGUUUUAAAUCGCGUG